AUGAAGGUGAAGUGCAUUUUGAGGUAUGGGUUUUUGUGUGUCAUGAUGUCUCUUGUCACUGGCAAGCACCAGCGAUCUCAACCUUCCUUCAGCAGAAACUGUUAUGCAAAGGACUCACUGUCCCAAGCUGCUGAUACCCUCUACCUCAAGGCCGCCAGGCUGAAGGCAACAAUUCCAGAAGACCGCAUUAAAAACAUACAAUUGUUAAAAAAGAAAACAAAGAAGCUAUUUAUGAAAAGCUGCAGAUUUCAAGAACAGCUUCUGUCCUUCUUCAUGGAAGAUGUUUUUGGUCAACUCCAGUCACCUAUUUGCAGGGAAAUAUACAUUGUGGAAGACUUCCAUAGCUUGAGGCAGAAACUGAUGCACUGUGUUCCCUGCACUUCGCCAACUAGAGAGAUGAAGUCUAUUACCAGGAUGAAGAGAACGUUUUAUAGAAUUGGAAGCAAAGGAAUCUAUAAAGGCAUCAGUGAACUGGGUAUUCUUCUGUCCUGGAUUAAAGAACUGCUGGAAAGCAUUCAGUAA
Molecule: messenger RNA, 522 nt
Organism: Jaculus jaculus (lesser Egyptian jerboa)
Lineage: Eukaryota; Metazoa; Chordata; Mammalia; Rodentia; Dipodidae
Gene: Il26
Product: interleukin 26
Exons: 5
Coding region: 1-522 (173 amino acids)
Source: RefSeq, a predicted model, not a curated record